AGAGCGUGGAGCGCUGCGCGGCGCGGCGGCCGGGCCCUCGAGACGGGGACGGACACACCAGCCCCUCGGAUACCACUUGGCCACUCCCGCUGAGGCCACUCCCACUGCGUGGCUGAAGCCUCGAGGUCACCAGGCGGAGGCGCGGAGAUGCCCCUGCAUCAGCUGGGGGACAAGCCGCUCACCUUCCCCAGCCCCAACUCAGCCAUGGAAAACGGGCUUGACCACACCCCACCCAGCAGGAGGGCAUCCCCGGGCACACCCCUGAGCCCCGGCUCCCUCCGCUCCGCUGCCCAUAGCCCCCUGGACACCAGCAAGCAGCCCCUCUGCCAGCUCUGGGCCGAGAAGCAUGGCGCCCGGGGGACCCAUGAGGUGCGGUACGUCUCGGCCGGGCAGAGCGUGGCGUGCGGCUGGUGGGCCUUCGCACCGCCGUGCCUGCAGGUCCUCAACACGCCCAAGGGCAUCCUGUUCUUCCUGUGUGCGGCCGCAUUCCUGCAGGGGAUGACUGUGAAUGGCUUCAUCAACACAGUCAUCACCUCCCUGGAGCGCCGCUAUGACCUGCACAGCUACCAGAGCGGGCUCAUCGCCAGCUCCUACGACAUUGCCGCCUGCCUCUGCCUCACCUUCGUCAGCUACUUCGGGGGCUCAGGGCACAAGCCGCGCUGGCUGGGCUGGGGCGUGCUGCUUAUGGGCACGGGGUCGCUGGUGUUCGCGCUGCCCCACUUCACGGCUGGCCGCUAUGAGGUGGAGUUGGACGCGGGUGUCAGGACGUGCCCUGCCAACCCCGGCGCGGUGUGUGCGGACAGCACCUCGGGCCUGUCCCGCUACCAGCUGGUCUUCAUGCUGGGCCAGUUCCUGCAUGGCGUGGGUGCCACACCCCUCUACACGCUGGGCGUCACCUACCUGGAUGAGAACGUCAAGUCCAGCUGCUCGCCCGUCUACAUUGCCAUCUUCUACACAGCGGCCAUCCUGGGCCCAGCUGCCGGCUACCUGAUUGGAGGUGCCCUGCUGAAUAUCUACACGGAAAUGGGCCGACGGACGGAGCUGACCACCGAGAGCCCACUGUGGGUCGGCGCCUGGUGGGUCGGCUUCCUGGGCUCUGGGGCCGCUGCUUUCUUCACCGCCGUUCCCAUCCUUGGUUACCCUCGGCAGCUGCCAGGCUCCCAGCGCUACGCGGUCAUGAGAGCGGCGGAAAUGCACCAGUUGAAGGACAGCAGCCGUGGGGAGGCGAGCAACCCGGACUUUGGGAAAACCAUCAGAGACCUGCCUCUCUCCAUCUGGCUCCUGCUGAAGAACCCCACGUUCAUCCUGCUCUGCCUGGCCGGGGCCACCGAGGCCACUCUCAUCACCGGCAUGUCCACGUUCAGCCCCAAGUUCUUGGAGUCCCAGUUCAGCCUGAGUGCCUCAGAAGCUGCCACCUUGUUUGGGUACCUGGUGGUGCCAGCGGGUGGUGGCGGCACCUUCCUGGGCGGCUUCUUUGUGAACAAGCUCAGGCUCCGGGGCUCCGCGGUCAUCAAGUUCUGCCUGUUCUGCACCGUUGUCAGCCUGCUGGGCAUCCUCGUCUUCUCACUGCACUGCCCCAGUGUGCCCAUGGCGGGCGUCACAGCCAGCUACGGCGGGAGCCUCCUGCCCGAAGGCCACCUGAACCUAACGGCUCCCUGCAACGCUGCCUGCAGCUGCCAGCCAGAACACUACAGCCCUGUGUGCGGCUCGGACGGCCUCAUGUACUUCUCACUGUGCCACGCAGGGUGCCCUGCAGCCACGGAGACGAAUGUGGACGGCCAGAAGGUGUACCGAGACUGUAGCUGUAUCCCUCAGAAUCUUUCCUCUGGUUUUGGCCAUGCCACUGCAGGGAAAUGCACUUCAACUUGUCAGAGAAAGCCCCUCCUUCUGGUUUUCAUAUUCGUUGUAAUUUUCUUUACAUUCCUCAGCAGCAUUCCUGCACUAACGGCAACUCUACGAUGUGUCCGUGACCCUCAGAGAUCCUUUGCCCUGGGAAUCCAGUGGAUUGUAGUUAGAAUACUAGGGGGCAUCCCGGGGCCCAUCGCCUUCGGCUGGGUGAUCGACAAGGCCUGUCUGCUGUGGCAGGACCAGUGUGGCCAGCAGGGCUCCUGCUUGGUGUACCAGAAUUCGGCCAUGAGCCGCUACAUACUCAUCAUGGGGCUCCUGUACAAGGAAGAAGAGAAUGAAUUUAGAAGGCUGUAAACCCCAUCUGAGCCUUACACAUAGAUCUCCUUGAAUUGGAUUUUCACCAAGGCCGUGAUGGAUGUGGAGUCUCGGCUUUCUGACAACGUCUUCCAGAGCAGGCUUUCUCUAGAGGGUGGACUGCCUGUGUUCUCCUGGGAGAGAAUGCAUUUGCUUCCGAUGCCCAGGGCACGAAAGAGGUGGACGAAACAACGGAAGUGGAGGGGGUGGAUUCUCUACCUGGGAAACCCAGCAUGGCACACUCAUAUAGAAUUAAGAUCUUAUAAUAAGUGUGCAGAUGCGCCCGUUCUAAGGAAAUAAAGGGUUCUGCCCUCCUAAGAAUUCUGCCCUUGCAAGGGGUGUGAAACCUGCAGAGCUGCUUCCCGGCUUCUUCCUCCAGGAAGCCCUCCGUCCUCCUCCAAGCUGUAGACACAGGGCUGGUAAACAGGUAGCCAGGCGCCCCCACAGCCUCGGUGUGGAUCCAUGGCUGAGCAAGUCCUCCCUGGCCACUCCCAUCUCUGAUGACAGAACAUACCAUGAUGAGAGCCGCUGAAUUAGCAAGACAGUGUGGGGAAGGUACCCUCCGGGGACUGGGGGGCUUCUGGACUCCGAGAGCCCCUGCGUCCAUUCCUGUUUAUCGCGGCCACUUCCCAUCUGGGCAGGGCAAUCUCUGUACCUGGGGAGUGCAGCCGCCCAUGGAGACGGCUCAGAAUAAUGAGCUGAGUGUCUCCGUGUAGCUCCCGCCCCAGUGCGGAGCUCCUGGUACAGGAUGGCAGGUGGUGUCUAAAUAGCUAUUCAUAAGGACAUUAUCUCCAAGCACCGGGUGGAAACGAGCCUUCCUCCCCCCAGCUGAGAAGUGACAGGCACUUCCCUGUUUACUGAGGACAACAGUCAACCGCAGAGCGGCGUGGAGCUCGCAGUUCUUCUCAUGUCACAGUUGUGACUGAGUGUCAUGUCCUAAAGCUUCAGGAUGAAUGCAACUCCGCUCCACCAAGGGCCGGGGACAGAGUGAGAAGACACUGGCGCCAGGAGCGGGGAAGAGGGGAGGGGCCGGCAGCUGCCUAAAGAGCAGGCCCUCCUGCUGUUUCUGAGCCCCCGAGGGCCCUCUGACCCCAGACACCUUCCCUGCCAGCUGAACACCAUUCCAGAGUCAGAUCUUGGUUUUGUUUUCUUUCUUUUAAAAAUAUUUUAUUAUAAGGUGAAAAGAAAAGGAGAGUACACUAAGUCUUAGCCAUGGUUGGCCCUUUAGUCUGAAUUAGUAUAUCAGCUAUUUUACCAAGGGCAGGUUUGGACGGUGCAGAGACAGGAAGAGAGUAUCAGAGUGCCCAGCACCACAGAGAAGGGGUGGCUGGCCAGGGCGCCCAUUGCAGGCAGAUGAAAAGGGUGCCCCCGAACAGGCACGAUGGGUAGGGCACCCCCAAACAGGAGCAAUGGGAAGGGCACCCCCAAACAGGAGCAAUGGGAAAGGCACCCCCAAACAGGAGCAAUGGGAAAGGGCACCCCCAAACAGGCACAAUGGGAACGGCACCCCCAAACAGGCACGAUGGGAAGGGCACCCCCAAACAGGCACAAUGGGAAGGGCACCCCCAAACAGGAGCAAUGGGAAAGGGCACCCCCAAACAGGCACGAUGGGAAGGGCACCCCCAAACAGGAGCAAUGGGAAAGGGCACCCCCAAACAGGCACGAUGGGUGGGGCACCCCCAAACAGGAGCGAUGGAAAGGGCGCCCCCAAACAGGAGCGAUGGAAAGGGCACCCCCAAACAGGAGCGGGGGCCUCUGAAGGCAAGUGGCAGCAGCUUCCUAAUCCUGGCCCCACGUUGUUCCAAAGGUCCAUGAAGUUGACCAAACGCCACACAGCCACGGGAGACACAGUGGCCACCCUGGGGCGUCUACACUGAAGGCCAAGGGCAUGUGGAGGAAGAGCCAUCUGAGCCGAGGCCCGGGGAGGAGCCAGCAGGCCAAGGAGGCGGAAGAAACCACGCAGUGGCGUCCAGGGCAGGGCAGGUGCGUCAUCCGGGCGGGAUGCAGAGACACGUCCUUCCACCAACCAUCUGAGGAGCACUUGGCACCCACACAAUGAGCCCGGCAAGGGCCACGCCAGGAGGCAGCGCACGGGGCAGAGCCUCUGAGCCAGAGAGGGGGAGGUCCCUUGGGAGGCCCCUGCCAUCCCCCGCUCUGGGUGGGCCUCUCCAGCCAGACUCUGCGCCCCAAGGGCAGGGCUGGGCCUAAGCCACACCUCGGGGUGCACGGGCUGUGGGGGGCCGCUCCUGGACACGGAAGGACGACACCGGCUUCCCUGUACCUCUGCUGGGGCCGCGGGUCCCAUGUCGUCAGCGUGGCCACUAGGCUGCCAGCCUAGCACAGCCUCCAGGGCAGCCAUGGCCCAACCUGCCUUCCGAGCCUCAGGGGUAUCCCUGAGCACAUGGGAGUGCAGGAAAAGGUACCCCAGGGGAUCCCCACUCACCUCCCGGCCAUGUCCUACCAGGCACUAGUGCCGCGCUGCAGCCACCCCCGGGCCUUACCCACCCCCACCAGCUUCAUUGCCUUCCAGGUCCCAGCACCACCAGUUUCAUUGCUUUCCAGGUCCCAGCACCACCAGCUUCAUUGCUUUCCAGGUCCCAGCACCACCAACUUCAUUGCCUUCCAGGCUCUCAGCAGCAUAAGAGACCUACACACACACACACGUGCACACAUACAUAGAAGGGGCUGACUCACACGCCACCCCAUAUGCAAGCCGCAGAAGCUGGGCGUCCACUGAGCAGCAGAGAUAGCCCAUCCCAGAGGGCAAGGAGGAUCCCUGGGGUCCCUACGAGAACACCUCGCCCAGGUCCUGCCCGCGGCCCCCCACGAGGCCUCUUUGGGAGGGAGGCUGCCCCCUACACCACUCAGUGCUAGGACUUACCCAUGCACCCCCCAGCCCUGUGCAACCCUGCCCGUGCACCAAUGACCCCACUCACCCCUGACCCUGCUCACCCCAACCCCGCUCACCUGUAGCCCCACCAGGUUCUUAAGCAAAAGCUCAGUCUGUGUGCACACAGCAAACACAAUUCUGCCUAUAUUUUCUCGGGGUUUGGGGCUCACAUUGGACACUGGAGGCUCUCUUGAGUGAGUAAGAGCAGCAGCUCAGGCUUUUGAAGGCAAAAUGGAAUGGACGCAGGGCCCAGGAGACACCAACUGGGUGAGAGCAGGGCUCCAGAGCCAGCAGAUGGCUGGGGUGGGGGAUGCAUGCCCCCUGCCACCCACUCCAGCAAACCCGGUCCCCUGACUUGGGUUGUGUCCAGCAAUGGCUUUCUGGGCUUGAAGGCAGAGCUGCCAGGAGGAAGGAGUCCCUCUGCAAUGUCAGAAGCACCAAACACAGGGGAGACCUAACUUUCAGGGCCUGGGGGAAGCUGGGGUGGCCAGGCUGGUGGGAAGGAGACAUUAACAUUUUCCGAGAAGCCCUUUAAUUCUUCCCAAUAAACCGAACGAGUACAAGCCUCAGCAUGGAAGCACAGCUUUCUAGAAGCUGGAAAAUCAGGCUCAUCACAAAAGCUCGAGCACAGUUAAUUUCCUCUGACAUUUCCUCCUGUGGUUAGUCUUGGAGCCAGCAGGUGGCCGGAGGCGCCCCAUUCUUUCCCAUAAAUGGACGGUCUCUAAGGAAUCAAGUCAGGCCCUCAUCUCCAAACCCUCAUCCCAUUUUUCCCUGGCCUGCACGUGGCCAGCUGUGCCCCGCGCCUCGUAGGCCUGUCCCUGGCUGUGCCCCGCGCCUCAUAGGCUUGUCCCUGGCUGUGCCCCGUGCCUCGCAGGCCUGUCCCUGGCCGGCUGUGUCCCGUUCCUCGCAGGCCUGUCCCCGGCUGUGCCCCGUGCCUCGCAGGCCUGUCCCCGGCUGUGCCCCGUGCCUCGCAGGCCUGUCUCUUGGGCAGAGUGGCUCCCUCUCUCCAUCAGUCCUUCCUCCAUCACACCGGUGCUCGUGCAGAAGCCAGGGCUCGCAGACAUCACCCUAGGCACUGAGGAUACCAGCUGCCCGAACGGACAGACGGACAGAUGCUCAGCCUCCUCAGGUGCUGGCCCAUGGCCUCCCAGGCUGGAUGAGCAGCAGGUCCCUACGGGGGACGUGGCAGAGGGGACCCCAGCCCCAGCAGGGCCCAGCGAGCCGGGUGCCCAGCACAGCACUCACCUGAGCAGCUGUCUCCACCCCGCAUUGAGCCCCUCCUGGGGACCGCCCCUUUCCAAAGACGCCCUGGUCAUCUUAGACCCCCAGACCCUCCGGAAGGCGACCGCCAUGCCUUAAUAACUUGCGGGGGCUCAGGCAGAGCUGUAGGGAUCCUGCCAAGCUGCCCGAUUCCUUGUGUUCCUGGCAGGGGGAUCCACAUCAUCCUCACCCCACUCCAUGUGUGGGACGGGGCACCCAGGAAUGUCUGGGGCCGAGGAAGGGGGUGGACCUGAGGGAACCCCUACCUGCAGAAAUAAUCAUGAAAGGGGUGGAGCAGAUGCGGGGGACCCGCGUCCCCACCCUCACCCCCAGGGGCUGAGUCGACGCCUGCAGCCAGCGCCUGCACUCCUGUUCACAUGGGCUUCCCUGGCCUCUGUGCCUGCUUUGCGCCUGCGCGGCAGGUGAACGACCCCAGCCCCCUUGCCUGGUGAGUGGGCCUGUCUGCCGUGGAUUCCCCAGCUGCAUGGUGCCUCGGGUGCCCGCGAUGGUCCUGGCCCCCUCCCUCGCAUCGGCCACCUCUCUGCUCCAGCGGUGCUUCCUGUGUGUCCUCCCAGUAAACCUCCUGCCCCUGACCCCAGUCUCCCCUCUGUCUCAGGGGCCCACAGGGAGACAGACAACCUCUGGGUGUCCGACGUCUCAUCAAGUCCUUUGAUACUCCAGGGGAGUGGGGUUGACAGUUUUCCAUGGGAGGACGGAGCUCAACAGAGGGUGUCACCUGCACAAGGUCACCAUAGGCUCUGACCCUGCAGCCAAGGAAGGCUCUGCAGGAGCCCCGGGAAUCCCAGCCACAGAACAGGAGGGAGCUGCAUGCUCUCACUCCACGCCCGCCCUCCACCGAGCCGCAGGCCAGAGCCCUGGCUGUGCUAUUACUCACUAUUAUCUCAGAUUUACCAUUCAUUUUACCAGGAGAGAAACUGCAAAAGGAAAUUAACAUUUCCAUACUCUGCAGCGAGAUACUUUCAUGGACGCAUUCUGAGAUUUAUUCUUUAAUAAUGGAAAGGAAACACCCUACUGGCUUCCAAUUCGGGGCCUGACAGUUCAUCCUAUUCCAGGCAGAGAACCGCAAUUCAAUAAACGCGCUUUCAUUUGUUUUGUUUUA
This is a messenger RNA of Homo sapiens (human), 7472 nucleotides long. RefSeq names its product solute carrier organic anion transporter family member 4A1 (gene SLCO4A1). The transcript is spliced from 12 exons. Bases 148 to 2202 code for a protein of 684 amino acids. Gene Ontology annotation, biological process: prostaglandin transport; thyroid hormone transport; transmembrane transport. Gene Ontology annotation, cellular component: membrane; plasma membrane. Gene Ontology annotation, molecular function: transmembrane transporter activity. The record is from RefSeq and is a predicted model, not a curated record. NCBI's taxonomy places the organism in Eukaryota, Metazoa, Chordata, Mammalia, Primates, Hominidae.